Vicia villosa (hairy vetch) is the source of this 4568-nucleotide messenger RNA. RefSeq names its product DExH-box ATP-dependent RNA helicase DExH5, mitochondrial. The transcript is spliced from 19 exons. Bases 607 to 3723 code for a protein of 1038 amino acids. NCBI's taxonomy places the organism in Eukaryota, Viridiplantae, Streptophyta, Magnoliopsida, Fabales, Fabaceae. Gene Ontology annotation, cellular component: intracellular anatomical structure; nucleus. Gene Ontology annotation, molecular function: ATP binding; RNA binding. The record is from RefSeq and is a predicted model, not a curated record.
UUCUCCCCAUAUUCAUCUUCUCCUCAAAAAAACAUAUAGACAAACGUGGUAGUUUCCGGCAGUGACGUGGCCUCAACGUUAGUAGCAAAGACACACUCCAUCACGAGCGUGACAGAGAGAUCUCACCAGUCACCACCAUCGUUUAUUCUUCCGUCACACUGACAUACCCACACGACGCCGUUUAGCCUUGCAUGUUCCCCACUCCAUCUUUUCCCAAAACCCUAAAACCCUAUCUUCCAUUUCUCCCCAUGAAGGACCGCCCCUCGCUGUCCUCCCAUGGCGCCAUCUACGUUCCUCCGCACCACCGCCUCCGCUCCGUCAUCACCUCCGCUAACUCCCCUACUCCACUCUCUGCCAAGCUUCGCGAAAAUCACACACCCACACCUACUACUCCUCAAACCACCUUACCUGACAAGCGCUUCGUUUCUGCUUACGACGACGUCGUUUCCCAGGAAUGGGUCCAUCGUGAAGUUCAAGUUCCUUCACUACCGAGUGGUUUCCCCAAUGAUAUCAUGCAGGAGUGGAAGCCAAAAUUUACAACGCUGUUAAAAGACGAGAGUAAGCAGGAGUUGAUUUCAAGGGAGAAAAAAGAUAGGCGUGAUUUUGAUGAAAUAUCAGUUUUGGCAAGUAGAAUGGGGUUGUAUAGCCAUAUGUAUUCGAAGGUUGCUGUCUUCAGUAAGGUGCCACUUCCUAACUAUAGAUAUGAUUUGGACGAAAGGAAGCCUCAGAGGGAGGUAUAUAUCUCGCUAUAUGGUGAGCAUGCCUAUCACUGUGUUCAGGCGGGUUGGUGCACAUUUUGAGGAAUACCUUAGCCGAAAGCCCAGGAAAAACAAAAGCUUUUCAGAUUUGUCAAGCAGUGAUGGCAGUCUUGGUACAGAUGAAGGGCUUUUUGAACAACCUGAGCCGCUAGCAUCCAAUAAGGCUGUUGUGGAGAAAAUUCUCUGGCAGAGAAGCUUACAAAUGCGGGACGUGCAACAAGCUUGGCAGGGGUCAUCUGAAGGAAAAAGAAUGCUAGAGUUUCGUAGAAAUCUCCCUGCUUAUAAAGAGAAAGAAGCAAUAUUAUCGGUCAUAUCAGAGAAUCAGGUAGUCAUCAUUUCAGGCGAAACAGGUUGUGGCAAGACAACACAAAUUCCUCAAUUUAUUCUGGAGUCUGAGAUAGAAUCAGUUCAUGGAGCUGCUUGUAAUAUUAUAUGCACACAGCCAAGACGCAUUUCAGCCAUGUCUGUUUCUGAAAGAGUUGCUUUUGAGAGAGGGGAGAAAUUGGGUGAAUCUGUUGGAUAUAAAGUUCGAUUGGAGGGAAUGAAAGGGAGAGAUACCCAUCUUCUCUUUUGCACCACAGGUAUCUUAUUAAGAAGAUUACUGGCUGAUAGAAACCUUAAAGGGGUAACUCAUGUUAUUGUGGAUGAAAUUCAUGAGCGUGGGAUGAAUGAAGAUUUUCUGCUUAUUGUCCUUAAAGAACUCCUUCCCCGUCGACCCGAACUCAAACUAAUUUUGAUGAGUGCUACCCUAGAUGCAGAGCUCUUCUCUUCGUAUUUUAAUGGGGCUCCAAUAGUGAAUAUAUCGGGCUUUACACACCCUGUUAGAACUCUCUUUUUGGAGAGCAUUCUUGAAACCACGGGCUAUCGGUUGACUCCUUCUAAUCAAAUUGAUGAUUAUGGCCAAGAGAGGUUGUGGAAAGUGAACAAACAAGCCCCAAGAAAGAGGAAAAGCCAAAUUGCUUCUGCCGUAGAGGAUGCAAUUAGAUCUGCUGAUUUCAAAGAUUACAGCCUUCAGACACAGGAGUCUUUGUCAUGUUGGAAUCCUGACUGUAUUGGUUUUAGUCUCAUAGAAUAUAUCCUGUGCAAUAUUUGUGAGGAUGAAAGGCCUGGCGCUGUUUUGGUUUUCAUGACUGGGUGGGAUGACAUCUGCUCUCUGAAAGAGAAGCUCCAAGCGCAUACUGUCUUGGGAGAUCCAAACCGUGUUUUGUUGCUUACAUGUCAUGGCUCAAUGGCUAGUGCGGAGCAAAAAAUAAUAUUUGAAGAGCCUGAAGAUGGAGUAAGAAAAAUAGUGCUAGCAACAAAUAUUGCUGAAACGAGUAUCACAAUAGAUGAUGUUGUUUUUGUUCUGGACUGUGGAAAAGCAAAAGAAACAUCAUAUGAUGCACUGAAUAAUGCGCCUUGUUUGCUUCCUACAUGGAUCUCUAAGGCAUCUGCUCAUCAAAGAAGAGGAAGAGCUGGCCGUGUUCAACCUGGAGUGUGUUACCAUCUCUAUCCUAGAUGUGUAUAUGAUGGUUUUGCAGAGUAUCAAUUGCCAGAAAUUUUGAGAACACCUUUGCAGUCUCUCUGUUUACAAAUCAAAAGUCUAAAACUUGGAAGUAUAUCCGAUUUCUUGUCUAGGGCUUUGCAAUCUCCUGAGAUACUCGCGGUACAAAAUGCAGUUGAAUAUUUAAAAAUAAUUGGGGCUUUGGAUGAGAAUGAGAAUCUGACUAUUCUAGGACACUAUUUGACGAAGCUUCCCAUGGAACCCAAACUUGGCAAAAUGCUUAUAUUAGGUGCUAUCCUGAACUGCCUGGAUCCCAUAUUAACUGUUGUUGCUGGUCUUAGUGUGAGGGAUCCUUUUCUAACACCACUGGACAAAAAAGAUCUUGCAGAGGCGGCAAAAGCUCAAUUCUCUGGUGCAUACAGUGACCACCUAGCACUUGUACGCGCUUAUGAGGGUUGGAAAGUUGCUGAGAUAGACUUGGGUGGAUAUGAAUAUUGUUGGAAAAACUUUCUUUCAUUCCAAUCCAUGAAAGCUAUUGAUGCUCUUCGGAGGGAGUUCAAAGGCCUGCUUACAGAUAUUGAAUUAGUUGAUAGCAACACAACAACCUGUAACACAUGGAGCUAUGAUGUGAAUCUUAUCCGAGCAGUUAUUUGCUAUGGUCUAUAUCCUGGAAUUUGUUCUGUGCUGCAUAAUGAGAAGUCAUUCACUUUGAAAACAAUGGAGGAUGGUCAAGUGCUCUUAAAUUCGAACUCGGUUAAUGCUCGGGAAACUAAAAUUCCAUAUCCGUGGUUAGUUUUUAAUGAGAAGGUUAAAGUGAACUCAGUUUUUCUCCGUGACUCAACAGCCGUGUCUGAUUCAGUGGUGCUUUUGUUUGGUGGAAGCUUAUCAAAAGGAGACGCUGAUAAUCACAUAAAAAUGUUAGGAGGAUAUCUGGAGUUUUUCAUGGAACCUACUGUUGCUGAUAUGCAUCAGAGUAUAAGGAGAGAGCUUGAUGACUUCAUUCAGAGCAAACUACUUUCUCCGACAAUGAGCAUACACUCAUAUCAUAACCUCCUAUCCGCGGUACGAUCUCUGAUUUCCAAUGACUCAUGUGAAGGCAGAUUUGUAUUUGGUCGCCAGGUCCUUAAACCAUCAAAGAAAUCUAUGAUCCCCUCACACCCAGCAUCGUUGGCAUCAUUGGGUUCAAGGACAGAGAGUGGACCUGGGGGUGAUAAUUCUAAAAGCCAGCUCCAAACUUUGCUUACAAGAGCAGGAUAUGCUGCACCUAUCUACAAGACGAAACAGUUGAAGAACAACCAGUUUCGAUCUUCAGUUGAGUUAAACGGAGUGGAGAUAAUGGGCCAACCUUGUAACAAUAAGAAGAGUGCAGAGAAAGAUGCUGCAUCUGAAGCGCUGCAAUGGUUAAUGGGCAAGCAAGCUGGCCGUGAAUAUAUCGAUCACAUGUCAAUGUUUCUGAAAAAAAGUAAGAAGGAUCACAAUUAAGUAAUCAACUAUAUCGAACUUUUAAUGCCAAGGUAAAGGAACACCAAGAAGGUUUGGCUAUGGCAUUUUUCUCAUGAAAACAGUGAAAGCCCGAACAAAGAUCACACCAGUUCAAUUUGAAGUUGGGAUUUUCUAUGAAUAUGAAGCAAGGAAUUGUCAAUCAAAGCUUGAAGUUAUUUUUGUCAAGAAAAAAAAACUUGGUUAGCUGGUUAGCGGUAGGGUCAUUUUGCAACAGGACUCUGGAGAACGUAGUCCAUGGCGUUCAUUCAUGGGGUGAUGUGCAUAUUCAACGGAAAUGAUGCCGAACUAAUAGUUUUGACAUCAUAUGUUGAAUCUCCUGGGAUUUUGUCGUUUUUGGGAGCAAAAUGGCAUUGAAAAUGAAGGUGACAAUUGUUCAUAAUUAGGAAACUGACAUGCAUAAUUUGUACUAGGUGACAAUUUGUGUUGCAUUAGGGUCUGUUUGGUUACAGCAUUUUGAAACUAAUUUCCAUUUUAAAAAUCUAGCAAAAAUAGGACUUGCUUAGCAUAUGAACUGCAGUGUAGUAUGUCAUUUUGAGAUUUUAUGUACAUAUUAAUUGUUUUUUGUUUAACAGGAAAUUUACCUGUUAAUUGUUAAACAAUGUUACAUGUGAAUAAUUAACUCAAGAUAUGAUAUGCAAAAUGAGAAAGUGUCAAAUAUCUGUUUAUUCUUAAAAUAAGUGUAACAAUUAAAAUAAAAGUAAAACAGACUAAAUUUAAGUAACACAUUAAAAAUUGUAAAUAUAAAAAUAACAUAAGAAAUUCUAGAAUUGUCGUGGCACAAAAAGAGUGCAUCAAAAUGCACUAAUCACCCUACUUUCUUUGUA